CUUUUACCGGCCACCAUCCAAAUUUCAAGGGAAAUACCAGAAGUCCAAAACAUUGUUCAAAAGAAGAAAAGCAAAACUGCGCUCUCUUCCCUCUUUUUGGAGUCGAACCCAACAAAAAUCAAAACCAAUCUCAUCAAUUUAAAAUUAUUACGACUAACUUAGAAGGAUCAGAGAUUGGUUAAUUACAGAGAGAGAUCUGAGAAAUGGCACCAGUCUCAGCUCUCGCAAAGUAUAAGCUUGUAUUUCUGGGCGAUCAAUCUGUCGGGAAAACAAGCAUUAUUACUCGCUUCAUGUAUGAUAAAUUUGAUAACACCUAUCAGGCUACAAUUGGUAUUGAUUUUCUAUCAAAAACCAUGUACCUUGAAGAUCGAACUGUUCGUUUGCAGCUGUGGGAUACAGCUGGACAGGAAAGAUUUAGAAGUCUCAUACCAAGCUACAUUAGGGAUUCAUCAGUUGCAGUCAUUGUGUUCGAUGUUGCAAGUCGGCAAACUUUCCUGAAUACUUCAAAAUGGAUUGAAGAGGUUCGCACUGAAAGGGGUAGUGAUGUGAUCAUUGUCCUUGUUGGGAAUAAGACUGACCUUGUGGAGAAAAGGCAAGUCUCUAUAGAAGAAGGAGAAGCUAAAGCUCGUGACCUUAAUGUCAUGUUUAUAGAAACUAGUGCAAAGGCUGGUUUUAAUAUCAAGGCAUUGUUCCGAAAAAUUGCUGCUGCCUUACCAGGCAUGGAGACACUUUCUUCAACAAAGCAAGAAGACAUGGUUGACGUGAAUCUGAAGUCUACCAGUAAAACUGCAUCGCAGUCUCAGGCCCAGUCAGGUGGAUGUGCUUGUUGAUUCUUGGAAACUUUGGCUUACCAAUUCUCUGAUUGUUGCUAUUAGAAAUCUCAAAACAGUUUUUGCUCUGGAUUUGUAAAUGUUUAGUUUGCUUUCCAUUUGUCUUUCCUGUUUGCUUGAGGAACUUCAUUUUCACAAAUGGCUGAAGAGCUUCGGACUAUAAAGAGCUGUGAUUCACUCUCGUGUUUCUUAGGUUGGUCAUAGCUUCCAGGAUAUGCAGUUCAGUCGAACUCAUUGUUUCGAAUAGGGUUUUUUCUUUUUCUUUUUCUUUUUUUCCUUAGAAAAGAAAUAUAUAAAAAAAUAAUAAUUGCUUGUCA
Molecule: messenger RNA, 1147 nt
Organism: Ricinus communis (castor bean)
Lineage: Eukaryota; Viridiplantae; Streptophyta; Magnoliopsida; Malpighiales; Euphorbiaceae
Product: ras-related protein RABH1b
Exons: 6
Coding region: 204-830 (208 amino acids)
Molecular function (GO): GTPase activity; GTP binding
Source: RefSeq, a predicted model, not a curated record